AAUAUAUGAAGUGAUUCAAACCUAAGACCUUCAGGUUCUAUACUAGUGAUAUUACCACCAGACCAAUCCAUUAUUGGCGAGAAUUGAAAUCUUUUAAUUAUUUAAAAUCUAGAGAUUUAGACUCCAAUUCUCCAAACGAGCCCUUAGAGCAAUAUUUGGUAAUAGAAAUUUUAAUAUUUGGUGCACUCGAUAAAUACCUAUACCGUACUAAUUUCCACCCGCAAAAUGGGUCACGAUUGUGAUUGCGGGAAAAUAUUAUGACCUCUGUUGUAAAUAGUCGGCCUUUCUCGGAAAACUCUCUCCUCUAGGGUUUUCUGGAGUAUUUAUUUCAUAACCCAACUCAACAAGUACCCAACAAAUCGUCCGCCAGCCCGCGUUCCCUUCCUCUUUAGUCUUUCCCCCCCUUCUUAAUUAAUUACUACUGCUGCUAGGGUAGAGUACUUUUUUACGGGUCCAACAAUGGCGGAUCUAACACAAGGCGCCAUCGCCCUUAUUGCCGGAGGCGCUACUUCGGGGGAACUGCAGCCGACCUUGCAAGUGACGGAACUGAGGGAGGUCCAGGCGAAACAGCAACAGAAGCAGCAGCACGGCGACCGGUUCAGGCUUAUUCUGUCCGAUGGUUCGCACUUGCAGCAGGCCAUGCUCGGCAUUCAGCUUAAUCCCUUGGUGCAACAAGGAAAGUUGCGAGCUGGUUCCAUUGUCCACAUGAAACACUACUCUCACACCAUCAUCCAAGAGAGAAUGGUUAUCAUCGUACUUGAAUUGGCUGUGGUGGUGGAAGAAUCUGCUUUGAUUGGCCUUCCUUCCUUACUGAAAAUGGCUUUACCGAGACACCAUAUGCCGCCAACAGCGCAACCAACGGCGGCGAAUGCUUCUGCAAAUCCUCAAUCGUCAGGCUCGAGCUCUGCACCACUGGAUGACGAGUCAUGUGCACAGCUUAGGGAGCAGAUUCAGAGGCUGACAGAAGAAAACACUCGUCUGCAGCAGAGAUGUGGUAACCAAGACAAAGUCGUGAGCACAGUCGUUGAGCAGAAUAAGAGGCUGACAGAAGAGAACAAGCGUUUGUACGAGAAAUACAAUCAUCUAGAGGAGAACUUAAGCCGGAUCAUUGAGCAAAACAGAAGCCUGACGGAACAAAACACUCGCUUGCAUGAGAGGCGCGGCCACCUCGAAAAGACUUUGGGCCAAGUCGUCGAGAGCUGCAACCGAAGUUUGAACAAUUGAUUAGUUCUCGUGCUCGUGCAUGCAAGUUGCAACAAAUGGUAGCGAAAGCAGUGAAAUUGAGACUAUUUCUAAUCACUUUGUUUCUCUUUAUCGUAAAUUGCAGAUCGAUGGAGUUCCUCGGAUCUUUUAAUUAGCAUGCAUGACCAUUAUUCCUAGCUAGAGGCUAGCUGGCUAGGUAUAGCUAGUAUGGAUUAAGUUUGUCAUUUGGAAAUUAUAUCUCAAAAUUGGUGACUUGUUACUUAUUACUGUUGAUUUCAAACUAUUGGUGUUUGCAUGUUGAAUUUUAGAGUGUGAACAUAGAUUUUGUUUUCAAAAUGUGAAACACCUUAUCGUAAUUUAUCUAAUUUUGCUUUUUUGAACAAUGUUGAGGAUAUUUUGAAACGGAGUAUGUGAAGUGUAAGAAUUUGGACUCGGAUAGAAAACACGAGUUCUUUGUUAUGAAUUGGGAAAUUGUUUUGGUUAUGGAAUGGAAUAUAAUGCAAAUUUGAAU
Linum trigynum is the source of this 1714-nucleotide messenger RNA. The record is from the annotation of a GenBank genome assembly. Lineage: Eukaryota; Viridiplantae; Streptophyta; Magnoliopsida; Malpighiales; Linaceae.